This is a messenger RNA of Callorhinchus milii (elephant shark), 4617 nucleotides long. RefSeq names its product sodium channel protein type 4 subunit alpha A-like. NCBI's taxonomy places the organism in Eukaryota, Metazoa, Chordata, Chondrichthyes, Chimaeriformes, Callorhinchidae. Bases 1 to 4617 code for a protein of 1538 amino acids. The transcript has 23 exons. Gene Ontology annotation, cellular component: voltage-gated sodium channel complex; plasma membrane. Gene Ontology annotation, biological process: neuronal action potential; membrane depolarization during action potential; sodium ion transmembrane transport. Gene Ontology annotation, molecular function: voltage-gated sodium channel activity; calcium ion binding; protein binding. The record is from RefSeq and is a predicted model, not a curated record.
AUGGAGGAGGAAGCUGAAAGUGUAAUUGAAAAGGUGCAAAGCCACUUCAUUCUCAGCAGCAAUAAGCCAUGUGAAGAGGGAAGCUGGAUUCAGUUGUAUGUGCGUGCGGAGAUGGUUCAGUACACAUUGUGUGAAAGUUACCUCUUUACAUUUAUAUAUACGGUUGAAGUAAUUAUUAAGGUGCUUGCCCGAGGCUUUGCUCUACAUACAUUUUCUUACCUCCGGAAUGCCUGGAACUGGUUGGACUUCACUGUAAUCCUAUUGGCGUAUCUGACACUGGCAUUUCCUCAAAUUCCCGGACUAUCUGCAUUAAGAGCAUUUCGAGCUCUAAAGAUGAUUGCUAUUUUACCUGGGCUAAAGACCAUCAUUGGUGCUAUAUUCAAGUCUGCCAGGCUGCUGAUGGAGGUUCUCCUUCUCAUGCUGUUUGUCCUAUUGAUCAUUGCAUUGUUUGGUCUUCAGAUUUUCAAAGGCGUGUUGAAACACAAGUGCAUUAAAAAUCUAGCAAAUGGGAUUAAUAUUACUGAUGAAGAAUGGUACACUUAUAUUCAAAACCAAACUAACUGGCUGGUGACUAAAGAUGUUGACACUAUGGUUUGUGGAAAUGGAACAGGCACUGGGAGGUGUCCCACAAACUUUACAUGUCUCCCUGGCAUAGGACAUAAUCCAAACAAUGGAUAUACAAAUUUUGAUAAUAUUGGAUGGGCAUUAAUCACAGCCUUUCAGCUCAUCACACUCGACUACUGGGAAAACACAUAUAACUUGGUGCUCCGUGCCAGUGGAGCAUAUUACAUUAUAUUCUUCAUCGUCGUUGUCAUGUUCGGCGCUCACUACAUAGUGAACCUGGUGCUGGCGGUAGUGGCGGCCUCCUAUGAAAAGGAAGCGAAGAGAAAGCAAGAAGCAAAGGAAGAAGAAGAAAGGAUUUUGGAAUUGCGACGUAAGAAGGAAAAGAUGCAAAAGAAAAACAGCAAUCUGAAUCCAAGAGAGAAAUUUCGUCUGUAUGGGAAACGAUUAAGCAUGGGUUUCUCUGUGGAGUCUGUAGCAUCAUGGGCAACAGAAAUCUCCCAAUUCAACGAAGAUGGAGAGCGCCAAACAAAAACAACCUCAAAAUGGAAUAUGUUCAAAAGAAGAUUGACUAAAAAGUUUUGCUCCUGGACCUGUUGCCCAGCUUUUCUAAACAUCCAGCAUUAUCUAGUGAUAUUUGUUUCACACUCGCUUUUCGAAGGCGUUAUUACAAUCUGCAUCCUAAUAAAUACUCUUUUGCUGUCGAUAGACUACUAUAAGGCACCUUACUCUAAUGCACUAGAAAAAGGGAACACUGUUUUAUCAAUCAUUUUUGUAAUUGAAGCUAUUUUAAAAAUAACAGCACUGAAUCCUCUACCAUAUGUGCAAAAUGGAUGGAAUGCUUUUGAUUUUAUCAUUGUUCUUCUGAGUUGCUUGGAAUGGGCACUUUCCACAAUAAAUAUUCCAACACUCAAACUCUCUAUGAUACGAUCGCUGAGAAUGCUUAGAGUCUUCAAACUGGCAAAGAACUGGAGAACGCUGAACAUACUGAUCACCAUUAUAUUCAAAUCGAUGAGAGAGAUGGGAAAUUUGACAGUUAUAGUUAUCAUUGUUAUUUAUAUUUUCACUGUAAUCGGAAUGCAGCUUGUUGGACAUGAUUAUGCACAUGCAGUGUUAAACUUGUUCUUGGCUUUGCUGCUUAAUUUUUUUUCUGGAGAUACACUGACAGCAAAUGCAACGGACGAAGAACCCUCUGAAAUGAAACAAAUGUUUAAGAAUGUUUUACUUGUAUUGACAUGUCGAAAAUCACAGAUACCAUUUUCGGGCAAAAUACAGCCAGAGGAUAAAAAUAACUCCUCAGAUGCAGGCAAUGCACCUCUUGCAGAUUGCAGUACAGGUCCACCGAAAUGUACUACCAAUGCAAAUGAUGAGGUAAAAUCUUCAAGCACUGUUGAACCAACAGCUUUGCCAACAUUUUCCCAUGGCCAUGUACUCCCUCCGAUAGGGAAGGUUAAGGGUGAAGUCCCUACUGUUAGUGCGCUUUGUGAUCCAGCAGGAGGUGGCCGGAAGUAUGAAAAUGGAUCAGCUGUUGUGAUGCUGGAGACUUUGGAGGAAGUGCAGCAGGAAAUGGAAACAGAAACCCAAGGAAAAAACAACCCACAGACAUCAAAAUGUGUGAACAGAGAACCUUGCAGUGAAAGUAACAAAAUAAAGGAUGAUAAAGACGUCAUAUCGAUUGAAGAUGAAGCAAACGAGGAGAAAAUUAACAAAAACAAAAUCAUGGACCCCUGCUUCCCAGUUAUUUGCACUGAAAAGUGCAACUGUUGUGAUGCACUUACUGCAACAUUCGUGGGAAAGGUGUUUCUGGCAGUGAGGAAUCUAAUGUUCACAGUGGUGAAUAAUCGUGUGUUUGAUGCAGCCGUCCUUUUUGUUAUACUUCUCAGCACAGUAACACUGACCUUAGAUGAUAAGUAUUCCCGCACUAAUGUGAAGAUCCAGUUAGCACUGCAAAAUCUGGAUUAUUUUUAUACUGUCUUUUUCAACAUGGAAAUGGUUUUUAAGGUAUUAGGUCUCGGCCUAACAAAUUAUUUCACAAACGUCUGGACAUUACUGGAUUUUUUUCUUGUUGUGGUGAGUACAUGCUUUUUUAUUUUGGCCAUGUUAGGAAACAGAAUACAAGCCUUCAAAUCACUGCGAUCCCUCAGGACAUUACGUGCUUUGAGGCCUCUGCGAGCUAUAUCUCGUUGGGAAGGAAUGAGGCUUGUUGUUAAUGCUUUGGUUGCUUCGAUCCCAUCCAUUUCUAAUGUCAUGUUAGUGUGUCUCGUAUUCUGGCUGAUAUUUGGCAUUGUUGGUGUUCAGAUAUUUGGUGGAAUGUUUUUUCGAUGUGUGGAUGAAAAUGAUGAACGCCUUCCCAUUACUAUAAUAAAUAAUCGAUCUGAUUGUGAUGCAUAUAAGGAUAUUGGAUACCAAUGGGUCAACUCCGAGAUUAAUUUUGAUAACAUAUUGACUGCUUACAUGGCUCUUCUGCAGGUGGCGACAUUUGAAGGCUGGUUGGAAAUUAUGGCCAAUGCUGCUGAUACCCGAGGGAUCGACUUUCAGCCUGAAAUGGGAGCAAAUCCUUAUAGUCUCUUCUACUUUGUUGCUUUUAUAGUCAUUGGAACAUUUUUCACUCUGAAUCUUUUCAUUGGUAUAAUUAUUGACAAUUUCAACACCAUGCAUAAAAGGUCACGAAAAGAAGGUGCGUUAGUCACGCUUCUCACUGAAGAUCAGAGAAGAUUUUAUAGCACGUUCAAACGUCUUUCUCAAGCUAAACCAACUAAGAAAAUUCCCGCUCCUAAGAAUAAAAUAUCUUUGCAGUUCUACAAGCUAGUGAGCCAUAAAGGUUUUGAGCCUUGCACCAUUGGCCUGAUAACCUUGAACGUGUUGGUAAUGGCAUGCGAUCAUUAUGGGCAGACAAAAACAUUUGCCACUGUUUUAAAUUGGUUCAACAUUAUCUUCACAGCCUUAUUCACACUUGAAGCAGUUGUAAAACUUUCAGGCCAACGUCUAUACUACUUCACUCAAGCCUGGAAUAUCUUUGAUUUUAUAGUUGUUAUUCUUUCCAUUGCAGGAAUUUUAUUGGACUCCACUGCAUCCAAAAAGCAAGCGGUUUCCCCAACUAUUUUGCGGGUGUUCCGCAUUGUGCGGCUCGCCCGCUUACUGAGGCUGGUGAGGUCCUUGAAGGGGAUUCGAAAGCUCCUCUUCACGUUGGUCAUCUCCAUCCCGGCGCUCUUCAACAUCGGGCUGCUGCUGGGUCUUGUUAUGUUCAUUUACGCCAUCCUGGGAAUGAAUCUGUUCCGCGAUCUAACGCGUGAACCCCCGAUAAACGACAUCGUCAAUUUCGAAACCUUCGGCAACAGUAUGAUGCUCCUGUUCAGGUUAACCACCGCCGCCGCCUGGAAUGAGGUCCUGCAGGUGAUGGUUCACUCCAAGGAACAGCGUCCAUUUGUCGCCAUCAUCUACAUGACAUCGUAUAUACUGUGCGCGAACAUAGUCAUCAUCAACAUGUACGUGGCGGUGAUUCUGGAAAACUUCCACGAAGCCCAAGAGCAGGAAAUCUCCGGAGUGACCGACGAAGACGUGGACAUGUUUUAUGAGGUCUGGAGCAAUUUUGAUCCCAACGCGACACAGUUUAUCACCUACGAGCAGCUGCCUGACUUCUUACACGAGCUGAAGCAUCCUUUGCAGAUCCCAAAGCCCAAUGCAGUCAAAAUAGCUGCUCUCAACUUCCCGUUGGUGGACGGCCACAAGUUGCAUUGCCUGGAUGUCCUCAAAUCUCUCAGCUCUGUGGUGAUUGGUAAUAUAGUGGAGACCGAGCCCUUGAAGAAGCUGAGUGAGAAAACCCUCACUAAAGCAAUGAAAUUGUUUCCAAUUCGAAGUACAAUGCGAACGACAACGACUACUCUCAUGAUACGCAAAGAGAUCAAGGCUGCCCUGACUAUACAGAAAGCUUUCAGGAAGUGGCAAGUGCGUCAAUGCUAUAAGGCAGCCAAAAAGAAACACGAAAGGUCUUACAGCUCCUUAAAAAGAUCGCUGGGUAGCCUGCGGUCCAGCAGACCCAACUCACCUCUGAGAUGA